Radiomyces spectabilis is the source of this 1805-nucleotide messenger RNA. RefSeq names its product hexokinase-domain-containing protein. Gene Ontology annotation, biological process: intracellular glucose homeostasis; glucose 6-phosphate metabolic process; glycolytic process. The record is from RefSeq and is a predicted model, not a curated record. The transcript has 5 exons. Bases 73 to 1449 code for a protein of 458 amino acids. Gene Ontology annotation, cellular component: mitochondrion; cytosol. Lineage: Eukaryota; Fungi; Mucoromycota; Mucoromycetes; Mucorales; Radiomycetaceae. Gene Ontology annotation, molecular function: glucokinase activity; fructokinase activity; mannokinase activity.
UCAUUGUUCUUUCUGAUUUUCCAACCACUUAUUCCCUUGCUCCACUUUUUUUUUCUUUUAUAUAAUCAAAACAUGGAAUCCAUCUGUACUGAUGCCCAGAAGGAGGCUUUGCAACAACUGGAAUGUCUAUUUAAUCUGGAUAGUGACCAACUUCGAAAGUUUGCCGACCACCUUGUGGAAGAGCUCGAUGAUGGGUUAAGGAAAAAGGAUGAAGAUUCGGCUAUUGCUAUGCUCCCUUCGUGGAUUACCCGUCAUCCCACUGGCCAAGAGAAAGGUCAAUAUGUUGGACUUGAACUGAGCGGCUCGUAUGUCCAUUUGUAUCUUGUUGAGCUACUGGGUCAAGGCCGUACAUCAACCCGUCAGCAAAAAUACCUUGUGGCCGAUCGCUUGAAGAAAGGUUCCAUCCACCCAUUGAUUGAAUUUAUUGCUGGUACCAUUGGCAAGUUUCUGGACUUUAUUGAUAUGAAGGAGAACGCGGGCGGCAUCCCCAUUGGAUUGGCGAUUUCCUUCCCUCUUCAUCAAACGUCCCUUCAGAAUGCAGUUGUCCUGAAAUGGACCAAGGACUUUGAUAUCACCGACGCCAAUGACAAAGAUAUCGUGGCCCUCUUACAAACAGAAUUGCAGAAACGCUACAUUCCUAUUACGAUCAAAGCCGUACUCAACGGCACCGCUGCCAGUUUGUUGGCUCACAGUUAUCGUAGCUUGGAUACACUGUUAUCUUGCACGGUGAGCACGGGUACCAAUGCAGCCUAUUGGGAAAAGGCAAGCGCUGUGAAAAAGUGCAAUUUUGAAGAUGGACAAGAAGUGAUCAUCAAUACUGAAUGGGGAACCUUUGGCCGUCAUCAUGAGCACUGCUUGCCUCGUACAUUUUAUGAUAAUCGUGUGGAUCGCGAAUCAACCAAUGCUGGUGUGCAUCACUUUGAAAAGAUGGUGUCUGGUCUUUACCUGGGUGAAAUUGUGCGACAAAUCUUGGUGGAUUUGGUGGAUCGUCGUAUUCUGUUUGCUGGACGGUGUUCGUCGGAACUGAAUCAGCCGCAAUCAUUGCCUGUUUCUUAUAUGAAUGCCAUGGAACAAGACGAGUCGGAAGACCUGACCAAUGUUGAACAUAUCAUGGAAUCGAUCAUGAACAUCCCAAAGACGAGUCGUCACGAUCGUCACAUUGUAAAAAGAGUGUGUCAAUUGGUCUCUCAACGAGCCGCUCGUUUGGUGGCGGCCGGCAUGAGUGCCAUUAUCAAGAAAAGCGGGGCUUUGGAAACCGGUCUUACGGUGAGUGUGGAAGGCACCAUCUAUGAACACUAUCCCAGUUUCCCGAAUCGUGUCAACGAAGCUUUGCGUGAAUUAUAUGACAAGAAGUUUGAAAACAUCAACAUUGGCGUUACCCCCGAUGGCAAUGGUGUCGGAGCUGCUUUGGCCGCCAUGAUCGGCAGCUGUGAAUCAGCGAGAAACUGAAAAAAAACAGUGAUUGCCAGAUGCAAACUCAAGACUCAUAGCCUCUUGUAAAUGCUGGUUUGCCUAUCAGCAUCACUCUCACUAUGUAUAUAGCGAUUUUUUUACACCUUAAGAAAUGAAAUCCGCAGUUCAUGCGCAAACUUCAUUAUCAGUCUUUCUCUUUCAAGAAGUUUUUAACGCCUCAAAUUCGUUGAAAUGCAAGUAUAGAAAAAAAAAGGGUAAUAAAACCACCCUGGACGAAAAUAAGGCUGAUCGCGAAAUGGCGACGCGCAAGGUGUUGCGUCUCUGUGUUAUAUAAUUUUAGGCGACUUGCACAGCUCUCACGCCACAUGCUGUACCUAUCGCAGAGCUGGCUG